This is a messenger RNA of Durio zibethinus, 1395 nucleotides long. RefSeq lists its product as uncharacterized. Lineage: Eukaryota; Viridiplantae; Streptophyta; Magnoliopsida; Malvales; Malvaceae. The record is from RefSeq and is a predicted model, not a curated record.
UGCUUUCGAAUGUAAAUCAACGGAAACUUUCUUAAUUGCGCCAUCAGCGGUUCGUUGCUUUAUACUUUUUACAAAAUUAUAAAAAAAAAAAAUCCAAAAUAAAAACCUUAGCUUCAAAACUCACUUAAAACUCUCAGAAAGAGAAAUCAGAAUGUGUCGAUCCAUCAUGAAUUUAGGGCCAUCUCAUCAACUUUGAUCUGCUUCAUAAGAGAGUUACAUAACCAUGUCCAGACCCAUGCUAUUUGUUUUUCUAUUACUUAUACUCAUUAUCACCUCCCAGUUUGAGUGGAGACAACAACUUGUUGUUGAUAUUGACACGACCCCGACUCUAAACCAGAACCAGCAACAAAUUUCGAGAAGGGAAGAAGCUGUGAAAGAAAAGAUCAUCCUAUCACAAGAGAAGAACAUUCAAAGACUUAAUGAACUUGUGCAGAGUCUUCAGCAGCAACUGUUGCAGUGCAAGGGCAAUAACAAGACAACAAAUGGCACUGUAAGCCAUUUGACUGAACAUGUUAUUGAGCUUGAGCGGGAGCAGAUCUUGGAGGACUAGGCUAUGAUAUCUAAAAACAUAUGUUCUGAUUGUGGUGCAUUGAAGUUGUAAAAUCAUCCAUGUAAGGGUAAGUUUGAAGUUCCAUUUGUUGUAAGUUAUAUGGCCUUUUCCCACCUCUUGUCUUCUCCAUCUCUUUUAAAAGAAGCGGCGAAGCUAUGCACGAUAUAAAUUGUCCAUCAUACAAUCCAUAGUCAUUGCUACGUGACUGCUGUUCAUUGACUCUGCUACUUUGACGCUAACUAAUCUCAUGAUGUUAUUGUCUUGUAUUAGAAAUAUGGUCAGCACCCUUUAGUUGAUUGAGAAAGACUAAAACUAUGAUGAAAUAUAGUGUUGGAUAGUCGACUCAAUAUAGGCCUAUGUUAGAAUAGAUAAGUUGUUGCCUGUCCUUUGCCAAUAUUGGACUAAUGGAACUUUACCACCUCGAGACUUCAAUCAUUGAAUAACAAAAUGUUUGCUUUGUCUGUCCGCCCCCUGUUCAAUUCCUAUGACGGGGUUGACUUAUCAUUUUUUAGCAAAUUGGUCAAUCUGAACUAUUAUCUUAAAUCGCCAUUGCCUGGAUGCUCCUGAAAGUUAGAAGGUCCACAAAUGAAGAUAAACAAUCUUACUGCUUCAGUUAACCAUAUGUUUAAGGCUUUAAGCAGAAAUUCCAAACUCCCAAAUCUGUUGUAACUACCUAUUACUCUUAAGGUUUCUGUGGCCUAUGAUUCAUCUGAGUAAGAGUUGGAAGAGAAAUAUGAUUCGUUGGUUAUUUAUGUAAUAUAGUACACCACUUAUUACUUUGGUUUCUUUCUACGCUUUCUGCCCUAGCGCAGCACCUUGAAGAGAAGUAUGAUUCAUCGUCUGUU